Molecule: messenger RNA, 976 nt
Organism: Cariama cristata (Red-legged seriema)
Lineage: Eukaryota; Metazoa; Chordata; Aves; Cariamiformes; Cariamidae
Product: aldose reductase-like
Exons: 9
Cellular component (GO): cytosol
Molecular function (GO): aldose reductase (NADPH) activity
Source: RefSeq, a predicted model, not a curated record
UCUCCCCCAGGUAAGGUGGAAGCUGCGGUGAUGGCUGCCAUUGAUGCUGGGUACCGCCACUUUGACUGUGCUUAUGUGUACCAGAAUGAGAAGGAAGUCGGGGAGGGGAUUCAGCAGAAAAUCAAGGAAGGUGUUGUGAAACGAGAGGACCUCUUCGUUGUCAGUAAGCUAUGGUGUACAUUUCAUGACAAACCUCUGGUGAAGGGAGCCUGCCAGAAGACUCUUGCUGACCUGAAACUGGAUUACCUGGAUCUUUACCUCAUGCACUGGCCUUUUGGUUUCAAGGCAGGAGAGGAGCUGUUUCCCACAGAUGACAAAGGCAUGUCAAUACCCAGCAACACUGAUAUUCUACAGACAUGGGAGGCCAUGGAAGAGCUGGUGGAUGCUGGUCUGGUAAAAGCCAUUGGAAUUUCCGACUUUAACCGUGAGCAGACUGAAAGAAUCUUGAACAAGCCGGGACUGAAGUACAAGCCUGCAAAUAACCAGAUCGAGUGUCAUCCAUACCUUUCCCAGGAGAAGCUUAUCAACUAUUGCCAAUCCAAAGGGAUCACUGUGACAGCAUACUGUCCCCUUGGACGCCCUGACAGGGCUAUGUCAGGGAAUCCUUCUCUUCUGGAUGACCCCAAGAUCAAAGAGAUUGCAGCCAAGCACAACAAAACCCCAGCACAGGUUCUCCUUCGCUUCCAGAUCCAGAGAAACGUGAUUGCGAUUCCCAAGUCUGUCACACCACAGCGCAUUGUGGAGAACUCCAAGGUGUUUGACUUUGAAUUGACUAAAGAGGAGAUGGCAACUCUUCUCAGCUUAAACAGAAACUGGAGGAUCUGUGAAAUGAUCAUGUGCAAAAAUCACAAGGAAUACCCUUUCAAUGCAGAAUACUGAAGAUAGUUUUAUCCUAACCUCCUGCAGGCCUCUGGGGUCUAAGCUUCUACUGUUCCCUGGAGUUAUCUACUAUGUAGCUUGCACACUCUCUCUCCUG